This is a messenger RNA of Leptopilina heterotoma, 3762 nucleotides long. Its product is annotated as zinc finger CCHC domain-containing protein 2. NCBI's taxonomy places the organism in Eukaryota, Metazoa, Arthropoda, Insecta, Hymenoptera, Figitidae. Bases 329 to 2893 code for a protein of 854 amino acids. The record is from RefSeq and is a predicted model, not a curated record. The transcript has 9 exons. Gene Ontology annotation, molecular function: nucleic acid binding; zinc ion binding.
GGUUCUCAUGAUAUGAAUGCCCCUUAAUAAAUUUCGGAACUUUGGUUUUUAAGUUCUUUUAAGAUUCAGAUAAAGAGGAUAAAGAUUAUUUUCGUAUUGCAAAAAGAAUGAUGUUAGUAUGACAAGCACUAGGUUCACGACUUUUAAUUAAACUUGUCCGCUGUUCGAUUCAUUGCGUUACUUUAUUAGGAAUUGCAAUUAUAUCAAUUUGAUAGCUACCGAGUGUGGGCGCUGAACGGGUAAUAACGAGUGUUCAGUGUAGGAUUUGAGCAGACCUCUUUGAAUCGCCGCUUUUUCUAGCUCCAAGUGGUAUCAAUGUUGUCUGGCAAUGGUGUGUAAAGAGAACGUGGUAUCAUGGUUCGGAAAUUUGUCCAGUUAUAAACGCAUUGAUGUGAUGUGCACGCUAUUAAAUAUGUGCUUGCCCUUUGAAAUGCGGUAUAUCGGUACCUGCGUCGAGGACCAAGGGAAGCGGGAUUAUAAUGAUCUACGUGAUACAGAGCACCAUGCUAACAGUGUCAUGGAAUUAACGGAAUUGACAUCUGAAAGUGUUACAGAAAAACGUACACGAAGAAAACUUGUUCUUUACAUGGCGUUAUUGCAUUCUUGUAACUAUGCUUGUGCAGUUGUUCUUUACAAGAAUUUAGCCAAUUUGGAUGUACAAGAAGUUAUAAACGUGUUAAAUGGGACCAGUUCAAAUCAAGAAGAUCAAGCUCUUGAGGAACUCCUGCUGCUUUACGCAAUGGCACUUAACCAUCCUGCUUUUACUUACGAUCAAAAGAAUACAUUUGGCAACAUAUUUGUUAAACUUCAGGAAGAGGAGGCUCGAGUUAAUACUGCCAAGUCGACUACUUUGACGUCCAACAAAGCAACCCAAAGUUGUUUACCCUAUGUAUCAAACGAUCGUAUGAUAGAUGUUGAAUUAGGAUCUAACUGCAUUGUUCCGUCAACAAUGCCAACCUAUCCUGGUGAAAUGCGUGGGAAUGCAAUUUAUACGAGUAUUCCUCCAGGGCUAAGUAUUCCACCUCCGGGCUUAUGCUUACCUUCACCUGAGCAAAUGUCUAUAGGAACUGGCUUAAACUCACAAUACGUUCAUGUUGGUUUUCCCACAAUGAAUCACAUGCAACCGUGGACUGGGCAGGUUCUAAUGGGCAAUCAAUUAAUGUAUCACACAGGUGAAAUGUUGGCGUAUCCACCUUCUCCUUUAGUCAGUCGACAAUCGUCACCUUCCCAAUCCCGAUCUCCUAGUCGCAAUAAUUCGCCAUCUCGAAAAAACAGUUCAGUAGCUCGCACGUCUUCUCAAGUUACUCAGACUGUGUCAAACACUUCAACAUCAACAAACGCCACUAACAACCAAACGAACAUUUCAAAUUCUUCUGCUUCUUUCCUACCUCCUCCUGCAUUAGCUUCCGUGAAUAGAAGUUUACCUAGUCAACAACCACCCUUACUCCAUUCGCGGGCCAACCAACCGCCAAUAAAUAGCACUGCCUCUUACACUCAUAAUAAUGCUGAAAUGACAGCGACUCACGCUUCGUCUUUGUCAAAACAACAACCACCACCUCCUCCUCGACUACGAGCAACUGGUUGUAGUGAUUCUUUAAGGGAGACGCUAGGAAAGGAAAUGCCCAAUUAUAAGGGAAACCUGCAAAAUUUAACACUUGAUGAGAUUAGACGGAUGAGUGAUGAAGAUCUGAAGGAUAUAGGAUUAACUACUAAUGCAGUAGGACAAUUGCGAAGCAUUGUGAAAAGUCAAACAUCAAAUGGAUUAAGUCAAAUGACAAAUGAUAAGAAAGGAGAGUACCUUAAUAAUUCAUCGGCUAGUGGAGAUCAAACAGAUAACGAGAUGUCAUCUCAUAUGGAAAAUAGUGAUGUGAAUAUGAACAUGAAUGCCAAAUUAUUAUCAGCACAAGAACAUUCGCCGAUUCCUCAACAUCAAGGCCAUUAUAAUAUGCCAAAUAUUAGGCGUUAUCCAAACUUACCACCGAUGGAUACUUCAAAUAUGCAGAUGUACGCCACACCUCCAAUGUACACAGCUCAAGCUCCACCAUGCUAUGCAUGUCUUACUGUUCCUUUGGCUGGGAUGCAAAAUCGGUAUUCUAGAUGUAAUGCUCAGCAUGUUUACUGUUUGGGACAACUGCAAGCUUUAAGGUUAGAUCCUGAAAAUAAUCGACAAUGUUCUCAAAGCAGUAGUUCGGAGAGUACAGGGAGUCGCUCUCCACCCGAAACACCUCCAGCAGCUCCCUGGGUGGGUGGUGCGGAGGUGAGCUCUCCAGUGCCGACUACCACAGACCACGUCGGUUCCACACCGCUGCAUUCUGCCACAUCGUCUCUUCUGCCACACCCUCAACCAAUGCCACCACCUCCUGAACGGCAGCGGAACCGGAAGAGUCAAUCACACGUUAUGCGGCACAAGAAUCAAAUGGUGAAUGGAGCAGGACUACCAAAUGUUCAGCAUUGCAUGUCUUUUCCCAUGCCGCCGCCUCACUCACAAAUCACGUAUUUACCGCACGGACAUUACCCGAAUAUGCGACCAAGCAGUGGAGUUUACUCAAACUUUUCACCAGCGGUAUUUGCUCGGCCUGCAUUUCCGCCCACUUAUCAGCCUAAUGGAGAGAUGCUGUAUCCUUACCAUGGGCUUCCAGGAUCGGGAGGUACGCCGCCACCUCCUCAGAAUUCUGUGCCUCUGCCGCAGCCCUACAUGCCGCCGCCUCCUGUCGUAACCUACACACCUGCCGUCCCCCCUGUGAAGAUAUCUUGUUAUAAUUGCGGCAGCAAUAGUCAUCUCGCAACUGACUGUAAGGAUCUAACUAUGGAAGAUCUUACUAAAAGAGCUCAUUAUCGAAUUGACUACUCGAAUGCGAAACAACCUGGAGAAUGUUCGAGUUCAGAAAAGUGAUCCCUUGCCAUGAAUAACAAAUCCGCUAUUCACUCUCUGUAUUAUAAAUACUAUUGUCAUAUAAUUUAUAAUAUUAUAUAUUUAUUAUAUAUAAUAUUAUCACCUUUGAUAACAUGUAUAUGAUAAUGUACGAGUAAAAGAUAUACUACUGUAAAUAGGAAAUAUAUUAUGUAUAUAAAAUUAUCGUGGCUGUUAGUAACAAAGAUAAUCAGACACAAUAUCAUUACUACUAAACGCCUUCGUCUGAGGUGUAAAUCAAAAAACAAAUACUGAUUCUAAUUAGUUUUGAUAGCUAGCAUUUUUUUAAUUACGACUUGUCAUAACUCACUUUGUUAUAUAUAUAUAUAUAUACUUUUGACAAAUUUUAAUUUAUAUUAGUAAUUAUAUUAUUAUUAUUGAAAUGAUUAUUGUUAUUAUUAUUAGUGUAAAUACGACGAUGAUAAAUAGCUUUGUGUACAAAAUAUAAGUAAUUUCACAUUCUUAUAAUAUUUGUUUUUGAAAUAUAUGUUGCGAAUUUAAUUAGAAAAACUAUGAAAAACGAAAAAAAAAUUGUAUGAUUUUCGACAAUACUUUUAAUUACUUGUACAUCUCGAUAUAUAAAACAAUAAGAAAUUGUAACACAAAAUAGAGAAGAAAAGAUUGCCAGUUUAAACGAAAAUACCUUAUUUAAAAUCGAAUUGUAGAUAUAUUUUAACACUUCCACAUAUAUAAUACUAAUGAUGUUUAAAACAAAAGAAAUGACAAUUAAAAUAUAAAUUAGGAGACAUUUCUAAUUAUUAUACAAUUUAAAAAGUUUUUACAACUGUUAACUUAAGAAAAUCUUAUAAUUAAUGUAAUCUAUGUGAAUAAACUUUGAUCUUUUCCCUUCA